AUGGGAAAAGGAAAAUUGCCUUCGGAAUUCGAGAAAGGUCAAAUUCUCGUGGAAAAGGAGCAGAGACUGUCAAAUCGCAGAAUUGCGCGAGAUAUUGGUCGAUGUCACGCAGUUUUGGAUAAUUUCAUCAAAGUCCUGAAGCUUAUGAUAAGUCAGAAGAAGUGCUGGACGUCCAUCGCUGCUGUCCGACAGAAACAAGCGCCGUACUUUGAGGGAAGCGUCGAACCCCACCAAGUCCUGUAUGGAAAUCCGGUCGCUUCUGUCUCAAAAAGCACUCAAAGGUCCUAUCCUCCAUAUGCUCUAGCUGUCAUUAAAAGCGAUAUUUCUAGCGAUUUCAAUCACAUUGUCGAUGUCUGCCUUGGUGUAUCAAUAUUCUAUGACAUCGACUGAAAUAUCCAUCGAGCAAUGCGUAUUCGGUUAUUCCUAGCAUCACUGACCGGUUUCAUUGGGGCACAGAAUCUUGCUAAUGGGUUAUUCGCGGAUACUGGGUUGAACGCUGGAUUUAUAUCGCGAAUCAAUCAGAAGGUCCUCUUUUAUUCUGAGUUAAUACUACGUCUCCAGUUAUUCUGGGGCUGGCUAUUCGAUAAAGCGACGCCUGCAUCUCUUCAGGGAUUCGACCUAAUGGCAGACUAUCUUGGUGAACGAGUGAAACGAUUUUUGGGAGCGGGAGAGCUAAUCUUCAACAUCUCGGCCCCGGUGCCACCAGAGAUGCGAAUCACCAUCUUAUCGAUGAGAGUCACGGAAUUCGAUUCACAAGCUUUCGCUUCAAAAAUGAUCGUCAUACCUGAAAAGGGAAUAGCAUGGCAGGGAUCGAACCUGAAUGUCACGGUACUUGCAUCGUUCCACCUAGAUACACCAACUGGUGAAUUGACGGGAUCGUCCCCGCUAUCAUUUGACAGAACAAAUGUUGAGCUUUUGCUUUGGACUGGCGUAAAUGCUGACGGCCACUUGAAGACCGACCUUGUCCUAUGCAAAGUGGCCGCCAACAACGUCGACUUGACACUAGAUGCAGCGGACAAGCCGAUUACCACUUAUAUGCCAGUAAUCAUUCAUUUUAUAAAGGAGCGCAUCGAACAGGGGCACUUCCUCUGGUUCUACAGUAGCGGUCAAAUGUCUUCGGUGAAAUGCUUUUCGAGGCGUAACUUUUUUCUAGUGAGGGAAUCCAGAAAACUAACAGCAAAAUUCCCACAAAAAGUGUAA
Molecule: messenger RNA, 1200 nt
Organism: Haemonchus placei
Lineage: Eukaryota; Metazoa; Nematoda; Chromadorea; Rhabditida; Trichostrongylidae
Source: the annotation of a GenBank genome assembly